AUGGCUGAGAUAGUGAAUUGGAAAGAAGAGUUUGAAGAUACUGUGGUGGCAAGAAGAGGAUACAGAUCACAGUCAUCGAAAAAGAACACUCCCCUCACUGCUACUACCAUGGAUAGGUACCAAGGUCAUGAAUAUAGGCUUGACUGUGUGAGUGAUUACCUGUUCACCAUUAACUGUUCCCUGAGAAUCCAGCCAGAGGUGGCUCAUGCAGACCAGUCCUCUUACUGGCUGCACUUUGAGGCCCUCUCUUUCGGGACGGUAUUUGAUGGAAGCAAUGGACAUAUAAGCGCCACCUUGCUGGAUAAGGAAUACAUGCCAGUAAAGCAUAUCAAACCCAAUGCACCAAUCAAUCUCACCAUCAACCAGAUGUCAAGUCAAUACUGCGUUACCUGGAUGAGUAGCUAUGAGAAAUAUUUAGAAUUUGGCAAUCUUCUGACUGACAACCUGAAUUACGAACUCAGGUUCUACAGAAGUGGUCACCAAAUCUACGUUGUCAAAGCUCCCCACUCAACUAACAUCUCAGUGAACGUUGAAAAAUUUGAGCCAGACACAGAGUACACUGUAAAAGUGAGGUCCAUCCCCAACCAACAACUGUUUCAAGGCCAGUGGAGUGAAUGGGCAUCAGAGGUUCAUUGGAGGACUGAUCCCAUACAAAAAGUUGCAGAACUUCCAACAAACACAUUUACUGCCAUCUUAUGUGUGCUGGUUCCAGUACUGCUAAUUCUGUGCUACAUUCCAAUUGUAAGGUUGAAUAAAUCCGCCUUCAUCCCAACUCCAGCACCAUACUUCCAGUCCCUUUAUACUGACUGUGAGGGGGACUUCAGGAGCUGGGUUGUGACCCCAGGCUAUGGGGCAGACCUACUCAAGACAGAGGAAACCUUGCAAAUCGACACCCUGACUGAGACCAUACCUGUCCUGGAUGAUGACCACUCCUCAAUGGUGCCCCAUCACAUGAUCCAGGAGGGCCCCAGUGACAACCUGUCUAACCCAGCGUCUGAUGCGCUUUUCCUGGGCAUUGCUUAUGCUGUAUCUCUGGGGUCACCACUCCCGGCACCCAGAGGCCCACUGAAGAGUGUGUCUCUGAGUGAGCCAGAGAGCACCAUCGAAGCAGACUCGGGGUGUUGGCUGCACAGCACCACAUCUCUGGAGCGGGAGAAUGCCUGGUACAGCAAUGUGUACAGCAGCAGUGACUACUGCACCCUUUCGGACACUGGGAAUUGUCCGGAAAUUACCCCUAGAGUCUAUUGACGCACCGGUGCGUCAAUCUAAGCAACAUAAUACAAAAUCCCCACCAGCAUAAUACAAAGUCCCCAUCAAAAUCCGUCAGUUUAAGCUAGAGAUAUGUUUUUUUGUAUGGGCUGCGUCUCAAUCCACCGCAUCUGCCCAUGUUGCCCUUAUGAAUCUGCGGUGGAAAUUGGCAGAGCUACAGCGCUGUUUGUCAGACCAGGAGACAUCCCGAAAAUCGGUUUUCUCACGAAAAUGUCUGUAACAACCGAACGGUUUGGACUA
This is a messenger RNA of Coregonus clupeaformis (lake whitefish), 1509 nucleotides long. RefSeq names its product interleukin-21 receptor. The record is from RefSeq and is a predicted model, not a curated record. The transcript is spliced from 8 exons. Gene Ontology annotation, biological process: cytokine-mediated signaling pathway; immunoglobulin mediated immune response. Gene Ontology annotation, cellular component: external side of plasma membrane. The coding region runs from base 1 to 1248 and encodes 415 amino acids. Gene Ontology annotation, molecular function: cytokine receptor activity; protein binding. Lineage: Eukaryota; Metazoa; Chordata; Actinopteri; Salmoniformes; Salmonidae.